ACUUCGUGAUAUCCGGACAUCCUGAGCAAAAUGCCGCCAUCCCUGAUUGCCGUGUCCGAGUUCGUGGAGGAGACGCGCUCCGACUACAGCUCGCCCACCACCUCCACCUUCGCCUCCCGGAUGCCCGACUGCCGCCACACGAUUGGCGUUCUCGAAGAGCGAUUGGAGUUUGAUCGGGAGGGUCUAACGAAGCUUAAAAAGGCGGUCAAGGCCAUCCACAACUCGGGAAACACCCAUGUGGACAAUGAGAUGUUUAUGGUGCGGGCUUUGGAGCGCCUGGGCGGCAAGGUCAUCGAACAGGAUGAACCGGACAUUGGGGCAGCCUUCCUUAAGUUCAGCGUUGUCACCAAGGAGCUCAGUGCGCUGAUGAAGACCCUGAUGCAAAACAUCAACAACAUUGUGAUGUUUCCGGUGGACUCAAUGCUGAAAAGCGAACUGCGGGGCGUCAAGGGCGACAUGAAGCGGCCCUUCGACAAGGCGGCCAAGGACUACGAGGCAAAGUUCAUCAAGAUCGAGAAGGAGAAGAAAGCGCAGGCCAAGGAGGCGGGCAUGGUGCGCACGGAGAUUGACGCAGCCGUGGUGGCCGAGGAAAUGGAGAAGGAGCGUCGUCUCUACCAGCUGCAGACCUGCGAGUAUCUGCUGAAGUAUAAGGACAUCAAGACCAAGACGGGAAUCGAGCUGCUGCAGCACCUCAUUGAGUAUUAUCACGCGCUGAGCAACUACUUCAAGGACGGACUGCAGACGAUCGAGCACUUCGGAACUUACAUCGGCGAUCUCAGCGAAAAACUACACGAGAUUAAGCAGAAGCAGGACGAGGAUCGUCGCAGCUUGCUGGACCUGCGAACAGUUCUACGCAGCACCCCAGAUUUCGAGCGGGUGGACAAUGUGCCGUCGUCGGAGAGCCGGAGUGGGGGAGCUGGUUACUCUCUCCACCAGUUGCAGGGCGACAAGCAUCACGGCGUCACCCGGCAGGGCCAUCUCCUCAAGAAAAGCGAGGGCAAGGUGCGACGCGUGUGGCAGAAGCGACGUUGUCGGGUUACCAGCGAUGGCUUCCUCGACAUAUUCCACGCGGACGAGUCCAAGCCGCCAACGCGCGUCAAUCUGCUCACCUGCCAGAUCAAGCCGGUGCCAGAUGACAAGCGAGGAUUUGAUCUGAUUAGCUAUAAUCGUCCAUAUCACUUUCAGGCGGAGGAUGAGGGCGACCAGAAGGCCUGGAUGGCCGUGCUGGUGAACUGCAAAGAGAAGGCGCUGACCAAGGCCUUCCAGCACGCCAAUCCUCAGAUGAGUCCCAGUCUGGUGGAGCUGCAGAAGACUGUGAUCCGCUACGUGCAGCUACUGCCAGGAAACGAUCGAUGCUGCGACUGCGGAUCGCGGAACGAUGUGACAUGGAUAAGCCUGAACUUUGGAAUCCUGGUGUGCAUCCAGUGCUCUGGUGUGCAUCGCGACCUGGGCGUGCACCACUCGCGCAUUCAGAGCCUUACGCUGGACAACCUGACCACGGCCAACCUGCUAAUUGCUCGUGCCAUGGGCAACAGCACUCUGAACGACAUUAUGGAGGCGAAACUGGGAAGGGGCAAGCUGCAGCACGAAAGCAGCAUGGAGGAGCGCUACGACUUCAUCCGCGCCAAAUAUGUGGCCAAGCGCUAUGUGAUGCGCACUUGCUCGGAUGACAACGACUUGCGGUGCGACCUAGAGCAGGCAGUGGUCAAUGCGGACAUGAGUCAGCUGCUCCAGGUGUGGGCGGAAGGAGCGGAUCUCACUUGCUGUCUGCCUAGCUCGGAUGCUGGCGAAACGGCCCUCCAUCUGGCCGUGCUCCGCGAGAUGGGAUCCACGCUGCACAUAGUCGACUUUCUCAUCCAAAAUAUGCCGCCCAAGGGUCUCAACAAGGCCACCAAUCCAGCCGGCAUCCUGGACGUGACGGGAAAGAAUACGGCGUUGCAUCUGUGUGCUCUUCAUGAUCGCAGGGAAUGUAUGAAGCUACUGCUCCGUUCCGGAGCGGACUACGAGCUCAAAAACUCUCAUAACAAGACAGCGCUGGAAAUUGCCAAAGAGAUGGGACACAAUAGCUGCAGGGAGCUUAUUGAAUGUGCCAUUAAGCGGGAGAAGAGCGCCUUCGACCACAUCAACACUGACUGGAACCUGCCCAACGAGGAUGGAUCCACGGAUUUCAGUGACGAUGAGACGGUCAUCGAUGAGCGCAAAUCCCGUUCGCGUCCCCCCAGUUUUGCUGGUGGGGACUCGCCCAUUCUGCGCUCACGUUCCUCAACUUGCGACUCCAUACAGUCCAGUUCUAGUCCAAUCGCCAACUGUCCGAGCCGCCAGUUCACUCUGCCCUCCGGUCUGCCCAGCUAUACACAUUCUGCGGGCACGUCGCCCAAGCAGCACAUCAGCGUCGGGCAGUAUCUGGGCAGUGCCACUAAUGUGGGAGGCGGUGGAGCGGGUAACGGCGGCUCCAGCCCCAGUUCCGCCUCCAGCCAGAGCGUCCGCGCGGCGAGAAACAGCCUGAACAUGCAAAGCGAUCUGGGUGGCCAUGUGGCGGGAGCAAGGAAGUCCACGUCCACGGCCAACAUGAACUCGCUGAAGAAGCGUACGGCCCCGGCACCGCCGCCCGGUACACUGGGCAGCGCAUCGUCCAGCUCCUUCUAUGGCACACUGCCUCAUCCGCCGCGGCACUCGCAAAACUUCGAUGCCAACGAUAUUCGGGCCAUUAAUCACAAGAACCAGUCGCUGGAUGUGGCGUACGGCACGUUGCCACACCUCCGAAGCGUGGAGAGCAGCCCUCGGGGCGGAGGAGGGUACGGGUAUGGAGUAUCCCAGGAUCCGGGAGGAUCGGGCAACGGAAGCAACAACACUCUCAUGCCCGCCAUGACUACCUUUGGCCAUAAGCGUUCGCCCAGCGGUGAGUCGCUAAACAGAAAUAUCCAUUUAGCAGGCGCCAAGCUGGUCCUUCCGCCCACCGGGGAGUUGCCCACGCUGAAGCAUGUAGACAAAUCGGCGCUGAUACGGCCAAAGAUUCCUCCACCAGGGCCUCCACCAGAGCGUGAAAUUUCAAACGGCCAGUCGAACGAGAGCAUCAGUUCAAUGGACGAGGGUCCAGUGGCGCCUCCUCGCAAGCGCAAGCAACACAUCAUCGCACUGAGAUGCCAGUCCAGCGAGGAGACGUUGAUUAAUCAGUCGGCCAAUUUCACCGACUACGAGUCCUGGCACACUGACAUGGACAGCUCUGGCGGCGGCUUGGACCAUUCCGCCGAGUCGAAUGUGUCCUCGAGCGACAACGAUCGACUUAACUCAUCGCCAGACAAUCCAUCGAAAACCGGCGGACCAGGACCAGGCGGGAAGUUCCACUAUAAUGGUCAGAGGCGGUGCCGGGCUCUCUAUGACUGCGUUGCGGAUAACGAUGAUGAGCUGGAGUUCAAGGAGGGCGAGAUCCUGAUCGUGCUAAAUGAGCGCACCGACGACGAGAACUGGAUGGAGGGCAUCAUCGAGGGACAGCCGGCCAGGAAGGGCAUGUUCCCCGUCAGCUUUGUUCAUAUGCUGCCUGAUUAAGCAAUCCAUUGUUUGUGCUGACUGUGUGGCUGCGCGUGAUUGUAUAUAGAUAUAUAUAUUGAUGUGUGUGUAUGCGUCUUUUAAAUUCUAAUGAUA
Molecule: messenger RNA, 3642 nt
Organism: Drosophila subpulchrella
Lineage: Eukaryota; Metazoa; Arthropoda; Insecta; Diptera; Drosophilidae
Gene: Asap
Product: arfGAP with SH3 domain, ANK repeat and PH domain-containing protein
Exons: 13
Coding region: 31-3546 (1171 amino acids)
Biological process (GO): positive regulation of GTPase activity
Cellular component (GO): cytoplasm
Molecular function (GO): GTPase activator activity; protein binding
Source: RefSeq, a predicted model, not a curated record